Alosa alosa (allis shad) is the source of this 5114-nucleotide messenger RNA. It is a transcript of the gene kif19, whose product is annotated as kinesin family member 19. Gene Ontology annotation, biological process: microtubule-based movement. Gene Ontology annotation, molecular function: ATP binding; microtubule binding; microtubule motor activity. Bases 482 to 3559 code for a protein of 1025 amino acids. NCBI's taxonomy places the organism in Eukaryota, Metazoa, Chordata, Actinopteri, Clupeiformes, Clupeidae. The transcript is spliced from 22 exons. The record is from RefSeq and is a predicted model, not a curated record.
AUCAGUCGCGUUUAAUGACGAGUAUAUGAGCCUGCGAAGAAUGCCCCUGUGUACACUUUACUACUGAUCUCUAAGGGGAUCCAGGAACAACACAGGAGUCGUCAGAUGAAGAGGAGAGUGAAGGUUGAGAGGAAAGCCAGCUGACAACAACAAGCUGCCGUCUUUUCCACGUUCUCCGGCGUUCCUAGGCUUGUUUCAUAGAACAUUAUCGGAAGACUUCACACGGAAAUGAGCGAUGUACAUUUAAAUUGCGAGAGAUUCUAAAUGAUUGCGCUGCCUUUUGUUGAAUAUACAUACGGAAGACUGGUCAGCUGCUCUGGCAAACGAAUGUAGGCUAAACGUCAAUUAAAUUACUGUAAGGUUGUUACUAUUUUUUUCCUUUUACGCAGCUUAGACAUGGUAUUGCGCAAAAUGUUAGUUAGUGUGCCCGAUUCAGAAUAGACAUUUCGUGUUCUGCGAGGGAGACGCACUUUGGAGAGUCAUGAAGGACACAUCUGAAUCAAAGGACCAACAACUAACUGUUGCCUUGCGAAUCCGACCCCUCAGUGAUGCUGAGCAAGAAGAAGGAGCCUCCAUAGUCGCCCACAGGGUGGAUGACCAGAUGGUGGUGUUAAUGGACCCCAUGGAGGACCCUGAUGACAUUCUCCGUGCCAACCGUUCGCGGGAGAAGACCUACAUGUUUGACGUGGCCUUCGACUUCACAGCCACACAGGAGGAGGUGUACAGAGCGACCACCAAAGGGCUGAUCGAGGGCCUCAUAUCGGGCUACAACGCCACUGUGUUUGCCUACGGACCCACAGGUUGCGGGAAGACCUACACCAUGUUGGGGACAGACAAAGAGCCGGGCAUCUACGUGCAGACGCUCAACGAUCUCUUCCGCGCCAUCGAGGAGACGAGUGACGACAUGCAAUACAGUGUCUCCAUGUCCUACCUAGAGAUUUAUAAUGAGAUGAUCCGGGAUCUGCUGAACCCAUCCUCAGGGUUUCUGGACCUGAGAGAGGAUUCCAAAGGGGAGAUCCAGGUGGCCGGCAUCACCGAGGUGUCCACCAUCAACGCUCGUGAGAUCAUGGAGCUGCUGAUGAAGGGCAACAAGCAGCAUCGCAGGGAGCCCACGGGCGCCAAUCAGACGCCGCCGCUGGCCAAGACGCCGCGGCUGCAGGUGAUCGCGGCGGCAGCAGAGCCGCUAGGGCCUCACAGGUGGGUACACUGGGGUGUGUGUGUGUGUGUGUGUUUUAUGAUUGACCUCGCCGGGUCAGAGAGGGCCUCACAGACUCAGAACAGAGGUCAGCGUUUGAAGGAGGGGGCCCAUAUCAACCGCUCUCUGCUGGCUCUGGGAAACUGCAUUAAUGCCUUGAGUGAGAAGAGUGGGAACAAGUAUGUCAAUUACAGAGACAGCAAGCUCACUCGCCUACUGAAGGACUCGCUGGGUGGAAACAGCAGGACUGUGAUGAUUGCUCAUAUAAGCCCCGCCUCCCUGGCCUUCGAGGAAUCACGCAACACGCUGACAUACGCCGACCGUGCCAAAAGCAUCCGUACGCGGGUGAAGCGUAACCUGCUGAAUGUGUCCUAUCACAUCGCUCAGUACACCAGCAUCAUCGCCGACCUGCGCAGCGAGAUCCAGCGGCUCAAGAAGAAGAUCUCCGAGCAGACCAGCCGACACAACCCCGAUCGGACGGACAUCCGCCACGUGCAGGCAGAGGUCCAGGCCCACUCGACCCAGCAGAGUCGGGCGGAGAUGGACCAGCUCAGGGAGCAGCUGAUCGACGCCUUCCGCCAGCAGAUGGAGAUCCGCAAGAGCCUGAUGGAGCUGGACAACAGCAACAUGGAGAUCCAGAUCGACACCUCCAAACACCUGCUCACCAUCCUCAGCUGGGAGCAAGAGCGCUGUCGUCGCAGGAGGAAGUGGAGAGCGGAGAGGAGGAAGGAGACCUUCCACAAGGACGAGAGCGAGAAGGACUCCGACUCGCCCGAGUCUCCGCCCGACAGCACCGAGACGCAGGAGGUUGCCAUGGCGAGGGAGAACCUAGUCACACUCAUGGCCGAGCAGAAGAAGAUCCGUAAACAGAAGUCGUCUCUGGAGCGGCGGUUCCUGGAGUUAAGGGAGAAGGCACGGCGUCUGGAGGAGCUGCUGCCCAGACGUGUGAGCUCUGAGGAGCAGCGUGAGGUCCUGGGCCUUCUCUGCAAGGUGCAUGAGCUGGAGAUCGAGAAUGCGGAGAUGCAGUCGCACGCACUGCUCAAGGACAACGUCAUCCGGCAGAAGGACGCCGUGGUGCAGCGCUUCGAGCAGCACCGCCAUCUCUGUGACGAGAUCAUCCAGCAGCAGCGGCAGUUCAUCAUCGACCACAGUCUCCUGGUGCCCCCACACCUGCAGGAGCUGUAUGAGAUGUACAUGAGAGAGCUGGACGAGAGGAGCCUGGACCGCAUCAUGGCCCUGGACAAGGUUACCGGACGCACACUGAAGGAGGGCUCUCUGCCCAAAAUCACUCUCGCCAGUAGAGGUCGCGACCCUUUGCAAGAGCUGGACUCUGACCAGGAGAGCGUGCGGACGCUGGGCUCGGACAACCGGCGAGGUCGGGCCAAAAUCCGCAGACACACUCUGCCCCCCAUCCUGCCUGAACCUGAGGGCGACAACAACCGGGUCUUCAAAAACAGUCCUCAUGCCAGACAGAUGAAGAACUCUGUGGUGAUGACCCCUCCACCUAUACACAUCAAUGGCCUGGGCAACAGAGAGCUGCACCCGUGCGUACCUGAGAGUGCUCUGCGCUACAGCCACCUCAGCCACAGCCUCAGCAGCCACCUGGACUCAUCUCCGGAGAGCAGCGAGAACGGCACCGACAUCCCGCUCACACGCAAAGAGCGUCAGCAGAUCAUGCGUGGCGUGGAGAGCAUCGCCGUGAAGGCGGCGCGCCGACGCUCCAAGGCCCUGGAGGUGGACGCCCUGCGUCUGCUGCCGCCCUCCCCGCUGGACCCCCACAAGCAGAAGAGCAGCCUGUCGCUGAGCGAGGCGCCCCCCCUCGGCCCCCCCACGCCUCGGGGACCCGGCGUCGGUGGUAGUGUCGGAGGUCGCCAGGCCAGCCCCGAGCUGCGGCACGCCACCUCAGACGACAACCUGUCCAGCAGCACGGGCGACGGCACCUGGACGCGUCCCCGCCAGCGGCAGCAGAACGCCGCCAAGAACGCCGGCGCCCACCGCGAGCAGGACUUUGAGGCCCGCCGGCGCAAGAAGAGGUCUCGCUCUUUCGAAGUCACAGGCCAAGCUCUGUCUCAGGCUAAGACCACAGCGCAGCGGUUCCGGCCCCUUGACAGCACCUCAGACCCCCACCUCCACAUCAACCGGCCCCCAGCCCCACACCUCCGCCCCCAGCACCGAGGAGUCCCUCCCCUGGCCAAAGGACGCCUGCCCCACCCCUCCCAGACCACCGGCCAAACUGUGGACAACGGCACCAGCUCCCUGUCUCAGCUGGGCCAGUUGCGGCGUGGACCCCAGCUCCGCCAGCCUCAGCCUCUGCUCUACGUCACCACCACGGGUGCAGGGGGGCAGCGCACCCGCAAGCACUGAGGGGACGGCUGCCACCUUCCCCAGCUGACCACAGAAGAGCAGGCCCGGACUGUGGUCAAGUGAACCCUUCCCACGACACCAGCACUAACGAAGAAGUCCAGACUCUGCAAAGGGCUCUAAUAUUUAGUUAGCGACUAGGAGGGCUGUGAACUGUAAAUGUCUCACUCUCUCUCUCACACACACACACACACACACACACGCACAAACACACACAGACACGCACAGAUCCACUAACCUACUGUACCUUUGGGAGAUGUUGACAAUGCCUUGGGCUGAUCACAAAGAGCGAGGGAGAGAGAUGGUUUGAGAGGCGUAACGUUCUAAUGCUUUUUCCUCUCGUCUUGUUUCGUGACCCCCCUCGCCUGUUUUUUAUCCCCCCCCCCUUUUGCUGAAGUGCUCGAGAUGAAUGUGUGGAUCAGCGACGUUUGUGUGACGCUGUACUUGUUUGUUUGUCUUUGUAAUAUUUGACAUUCACGUUUCCAAAGGGCCUCUACAGUACAUGUGAUGUCCACCCAGUUGAUAAAAUUGCGGGGACGCUAAAUUCUUUGAUUGAGAAAAAGGAUAGAAAGAAAUACCAUGUAAGUGCUAAGACAAAUGUGAACAGUUGUGAGAUGAUAGGACUAGAGUGACAGAGGGUAAAACCUGCCAUUGAGUUCCUCUGGAGGGGAAAGACGGACCAGGCCUUAUGACGAGGGUAACGGGUAACGUAUAAAGGAAACCACAGAAUGGCUACCAGGCAAGAUAUACUCUAGGCUUCUUUAAAAGUGAUGAUACAUGGGGCAACUUUUUGAGCAAUGUUGCUAGGCAACCACAUAACCAGUUCCAUGUGUUAUGAUUGGAUGUUCAUAAAAAAAUAUGCCUGCUGAUGAUUAAAGUUCUUUAGAAAAAUAAUGUUGGCCAAUAUCAAUGGGAACGUGCCAGAACCACAAUACUUUGCCCUGCAACACUGCUCAAAAAGUUGCCUUGUGUAUUAUCAGCUUAUUGUUAAUCCACUUCAUCAGUAUCAAUCUUUCUGUGCAGACAUUUUAUACUGUGUAUUGCUUUGUUUCAAAGGAUAUAAAGACCAUAUACUGUUCAGUAUGUGUUCGCUGUUAAGUUACAUCACUAUAAAACUCUGAGUCACAAUCUGAGGCAGCAGAUAAGCCUAGUUGGACUAAAUUGAAUUUGUUUUUCCCCCAUCUGAAAUGCAGUUUACUCAUACAGUAGUCUAGGCUUAUUCCCUCAUUGUGAAACCAGCUCUUCUGGCUUUAAAAUAACCACUGUAACAGUGGCCCAUUCAUUCAUUUGAAUGAAAGUGGCAGCGUUGUUUUAGACUUAAAAUAUCCCCUUUUGAAGCUGCAUAUGGACUUCAGUGAGUCUCCUCCUGCUAUUUCUGUACUGGGAGAGGCCAAUGAUGAGGCUUCUUUACCAUCUGUCUUGUACUGCUGCCUUUAUCUGUGAUGUUUGCAAUGUUUUGUUGUUUUAUUUCGUUUUACAUGGUUAUACAUACUAUUUUCUACACUUUAUUUUGUACAUUUUUUUAUUUGUAAUCAAAAUAAAUUUGAAUGAAACAUGA